Alnus glutinosa is the source of this 1414-nucleotide messenger RNA. RefSeq names its product VQ motif-containing protein 31-like. The record is from RefSeq and is a predicted model, not a curated record. Bases 617 to 1156 code for a protein of 179 amino acids. The transcript is spliced from 2 exons. NCBI's taxonomy places the organism in Eukaryota, Viridiplantae, Streptophyta, Magnoliopsida, Fagales, Betulaceae.
UAAGAAGAAGAAUAAGAAGAAGAAGCAACCAGCCAGUGAACGAGCGGGGACUUUAAAGUAGCAAUUGAGACGGCCGGGUUCGAUGAGAUUGAGACGAAGGCCUUUUAUGGAGAUGUGGGCCAUGGAGGACUCGGCGACCAGUACCACUGUAGUAGGGUCAACUCACCUCAAGCAAGGGCAGGCCACCCAUAUCGGGGCAUUAGUUGUUCCUUCCCCCAAAGUGAGAAGCCUUUUCAGAAUCUCAACAAGCAAAGGCAUUUCCACGGUUAUCUUGAAGGAGUGUGAUAUGGGUCUUUGCCCUUUCGAAACAAACAAACAUGUGAUGUGGCAAAGCCAACGGCUGCAAUGUCUUUUGAGGUCACAUGUUCUGUCCUAACUGGCUUGUAAAGUGUAGGCCAGAAAAACUUAGCUGCAUUUAGUUUCAUUGUUUCUCUCCUCCCGUAUACUUCUCUCACUAUUGUUUCCUUUUCUUUCUUCUUGCACAUGUUCUCUUUUUCUACUUAGUUUCACCACCAGAGUUUCCACUUGUUGCAGAACGUACAGCUGCAUCAUAAUCACUUCUUAAGGUCAGAAUCUGAAUAAGUGGUGAGAAGCUUGUCAAAUGAAAUAAACAUCCAUGGAGAAUUCGGGGAGCCAUGGCACAUCCGGUUGUAACCCCUUAACCACAUUUGUACAAACAGAUACAAAUACUUUCCGAGAGGUCGUGCAGCGGCUAACAGGCCCAUCAGAAGGCAAUGCAACACAAGAAGGGGCAACAAUGAAGGUCGUGGGUAUAAAGAGAGCAACACCAAAACUCCAUGAGAGAAGGCAAUACUCUAGGCCUAGACUUGAGAUAGUUAAACCCCCUGUCCAAUUUAAACCUGCAGGCACAUCAACCGACCUGCACCAUAGCUUCUCCCCCACCACAUCAGGGAACUCUGGUUUUCUCCCAAGCCCUACGACCCCUUCUACAAUUUUCUCAAAGUUGUGCAUCCUGGAAGAGGAAAAGAAAGGAGAAUCAGCAAUACCUGAAUUGAAUAGUCAAGAAGAAGAGAAAGCCAUCAAAGAGAGGAGAUUUUAUUUGCAUCCAUCACCUCGAUCCAGACCAGGAUACAGUGAACCAGAGUUGCUUACCUUGUUCCCUCUAACAUCUCCAAAAACAAGCGAGAAACCAUGAUUUUGAAAAUGUAGCUGCACUUGUAAUAACUUUCUUUCUGCAUGUUCCAAACUGUUAGAGAUAAUGUCCCUAACAACAACAGUAUAAUUCAAACUCAAAGACAUGAUGAUGUUAUCUGAGAUAUUGGUGUCCAUUGCAGUUUGAGUUGUACUAUACGAAGACUAAGAGGUCUACUCUAAUCAUACUGCACAUUUGAAUUGUGAACUUCGAUUGUAUCUAUCAGGAUAGAUUUUAUGUAACUGAACAGUCCUAAAUAUU